Molecule: messenger RNA, 272 nt
Organism: Scutellospora calospora
Lineage: Eukaryota; Fungi; Glomeromycota; Glomeromycetes; Diversisporales; Gigasporaceae
Source: the annotation of a GenBank genome assembly
AUGUCUAGAGCUCCGAUUAUAUUUACCGAAAUCAUGGACGACGUUACCAACUCGUUUUCCCUCUAUGUUGAUCCGGCACCCCCGCCCUUUGAUUCGACUUUUGAUUUUUCUGGGAAUGUUGUAUGCCAAUGGAACCUGGCAGCAGCAAAGUCAGUUCAGAGAUAUGGUAAAAAGACACUAUUACACCUCCUCAGUCUGUAUAUACGACCUAUUUUUAAAAUAUGGGCUGAAACAAAUCUACUGAACCACAAGACUUGGGUUCUCAGACCUGC